UUUUGGCCAAGGCAGGCCUUGCUGUAGAUGAUGGUGCGCUUCGUGCGCUUGAACGUGAUCCACAAGCACCAGGGAGGGAGAGGGUGGCAGGCAGUGCAAGAGCCGGGACUGAACUUUCCCCCACAGCGCAGCUGGGCCUCAAGGGCUCCUUCAUCUUUCCCAAAACAUUCGACUUCCGGACCCAUCAUGCUGCGCCCACGAGGACGUCAGUCUUGUCACGUGUUCCGGUGGUGGUGGAGGAGGAGGGAUGCAGCCCAUCUGCCAGAACUAUUUUCUACUUUUAUCAACAUGGAAAGCUCAGAGGCUAAUAAUAAAGGAAAUAUCAAUCAGUCGGAAGCUCAGCGCCGGAGUCAGCUGGACCGGUUGGACCGAGAAGAAGCUUUCUAUCACUUUGUAAAUAAUCUGAGUGAAGAAGAUUACAGGCUGAUGAGAGAUAACAACUUACUAGGCACUCCUGGUGAAAUUACGGAAGAAGAGCUGCUAAGAAGGCUGCAGCAAAUUAAGGAAGGCCCACCCCAGCAGCACACUGAAGACAGCAGAGGUUCCGAGUCCACAGAAGAUGUGUCUAAUGGCGAUUCCAUAAUAGAUUGGCUUAAUUCAGUUCGGCAAACGGGGAAUACGACACGAAGUGGGCAGAGAGGCAACCAGUCGUGGAGAGCAGUAAGCCGGACUAAUCCAAACAGUGGAGAUUUCAGAUUUAGUUUGGAGAUAAACGUCAACCGCAAUAAUGGGAACCCAAGUACAGAAACCGAGGGGGAGCCACCCGUAGAAACCCCCCCUGGGGAGGACCUAGAAAACAGCCAAAGUGACACUGAGACUUCGAGAUCAGCCUCUCCCCCAGUUGUAAGGCCGAGCUCCUCUCCUCCCGUGGCCAGGCAGCCUGACUCAGAAAUGAGUUAUCCCGAAGAACUGAGUGAAGACAUCUCGCUUCAGAGAGGCCAGAGAAGGUCAAGAAGCCGAAGCCCUGAACAACGAAGAACACGGGCAAGGACUGAUAGAAGUAGAUCCCCUCUUAAUCCAGUGAGUGGAUCUCCUCGCAGGAUACAUCACAAUACAUCUUCUCAAACCCCGGAUCUUCCCUUGGUCGCUGAAGCAGAAGGAAGUUCUAGAACAAGGCAGCAUAUGAUCAUACGUCAACAUGCCACAAAUUCUGAGGCGCCUGCUGAAAAUACUGUUCUCUUUUCGACCUCUGAAGCCAGGCCUGUCCCUCAGGCAGUGAGUUCUUCAGAAACGACUGGCAGUGCGGAGCCCCCAGCCCCUGGACAGAGACCCCCGACCAUAGUGCUUGACCUGCAAGUGAGACGGGUUCGUCCGGGAGAAUACAGGCAGAGAGACAGCAUAGCCAACCGAACUCGAUCCAGGUCCCAGACGCCAAACAAUACAGUCACUUAUGAAAGUGAGCGAGGGGGAUUUAGACGUACCUUUUCACGCUCGGAAAGGGCGGGGGUGAGAACUUAUGUUAGCACCAUUAGGAUUCCCAUUCGCAGAAUCCUGAACACAGGCCUGAGCGAGACCACCUCAGUUGCCAUUCAAACCAUGUUAAGACAAAUCAUGACUGGCUUUGGUGAGCUCAGUUACUUCAUGUACAGCGAUAGCGACGCCGAUCCCGGGGGCUCGGCACCAGCCCCGAAUGUGGAGACGGCAGAGCCCCAGCCCGGAGGGGGCAGUGGAAAUGGCCACUUGAUCCCUGAAGCUCCUGAGGCUGGAUUGGGAGAGGCCUAUGAAGGCAGCCCUGAAGGGGGCCCCACAACCGGCCCGAGACGGGAGGGGCGGAACACAAGGGGCUCCGUUACUUUUGAAGAAAGUGGUUCCUUGCCAUUCCUUAGCUUGGCCCAGUUUUUCCUGCUCAAUGAAGAAGACGAUGACCAGCCCAGAGGACUCACCAAAGAACAAAUUGACAACCUCGCCAUGAGGAAUUUUGGCGAGAGCGACGCUCUGAAAACCUGUAGUGUUUGUAUCACCGAAUACACCGAGGGGAAUAAGCUUAGAAAACUACCUUGCUCCCACGAGUAUCACGUGCACUGCAUAGAUCGCUGGCUAUCUGAAAAUUCCACUUGCCCAAUUUGCCGCCGAGCCGUCCUGGCUUCGGCUAACCGGGAGAGUGUUGUCUAAGCCACCGCGGUAUCCUUUCAGCUGAUUACGUGAUGAGGGAGCGAUGGGCAAGACGCUGCUUGCAACGGCCACUUUUUGUGUGGUGGUUAUAAAUACAAAACAAAGAAUAGUGUGAUUUCCUCUUAUGAAAUGGAAUUUCUUUUUUCUUUUUUUAAA
This is a messenger RNA of Thamnophis sirtalis, 2268 nucleotides long. RefSeq names its product ring finger protein, LIM domain interacting (gene RLIM). Gene Ontology annotation, molecular function: ubiquitin protein ligase activity. NCBI's taxonomy places the organism in Eukaryota, Metazoa, Chordata, Lepidosauria, Squamata, Natricidae. Gene Ontology annotation, biological process: protein ubiquitination; random inactivation of X chromosome; ubiquitin-dependent protein catabolic process. Gene Ontology annotation, cellular component: nucleus. The record is from RefSeq and is a predicted model, not a curated record.